Messenger RNA from Brassica rapa (field mustard), 1871 nucleotides. Its product is annotated as DNA repair protein recA homolog 1, chloroplastic. Gene Ontology annotation, molecular function: ATP-dependent DNA damage sensor activity; ATP hydrolysis activity; ATP binding. Gene Ontology annotation, biological process: DNA repair. The record is from RefSeq and is a predicted model, not a curated record. NCBI's taxonomy places the organism in Eukaryota, Viridiplantae, Streptophyta, Magnoliopsida, Brassicales, Brassicaceae.
AAACCAUUAGUGUAAUCUUUCUGAUUACUUAAAGAGUGGAUUAGAAGAAGAUGCUGGGACUUUCAAACAUGCCAUUUUCAUCACGAGGCCUUUUGCUUCUCUCAGAACUCAGAAGCUUUAAUAAGAUCAACUUUCUUGUGUCUGGACAAACAUAAAUUAAAAUCUGUGAUUGGCUUAGUGAUAAUCCUAGCUUUUUUUUUUUUUUUUUGUCAACCCAUUUUCCAUUAAAUGGAAACAUGUGCCCAAUGGGCAUUACAUUUACAAGUGAUAUCCUAGCUUACUCUACAGCCAGCAUAUUUUGGUUGGUAUAUAUGGAAUAUCUGUAUUUUUCUGAUAAAUUAAACAAUAUAAUAUUGAGGAAAAUUAAGAAUAUUUGUUUAUUUAUUGUAAAAUUCGAAAGUGUAUAUGUACUACGGGGUUCUUCUUCUUCUUCUGGGACAUCCCAGAAAAUGGACACAAGCCUAGUCUUGUCUCUCAAACUUAAUCAUUGCUUCAAUUCUCUCAACACUUGCACGCCAUGUUUGUUUUCUCCGCCGCUCCGUCUCUCCCCUUGCUACUCCCGCCGCUUCUAUUCUCCGGUCACUGUCAACGCCGCCAAGAAAACCUCUCAGAUUAUCCGCUCUGAACUCGAUGACAGAAUCAACGGCUCUGAUUCCCGCUUCCUCGACCGUCAAAAGGCUUUAGAGGCAGCUAUGAAUGACAUUAAUGGUUCGUUUGGUAAAGGAAGUGUAACCAGAUUAGGGAGUGCUGGUGGUGCACUAGUAGAGACUUUUCCGAGUGGUGUUUUGACGCUUGAUCUUGCAUUAGGUGGAGGUCUCCCAAAGGGUCGAAUAGUCGAGAUAUAUGGACCAGAGAGUAGUGGCAAGACCACGUUAGCACUCCAUGCAAUUGCUGAAGUUCAGAAGCUUGGAGGCAAUGCAAUGCUCGUUGAUGCAGAGCAUGCCUUUGAUCCAGCGUACUCCAAAGCAUUAGGUGUUGAUGUUGAAAACUUGAUAGUGUGCCAGCCUGAUAACGGCGAGAUGGCUUUAGAAAUUGCAGACCGUAUGUGUCGUUCGGGUGCGGUUGACCUUAUAUGUGUUGAUUCUGUUUCAGCACUUACUCCACGUGCCGAGAUUGAAGGUGAGAUUGGAAUGCAGCAAAUGGGGUUGCAAGCUCGUCUUAUGAGUCAAGCUCUUCGUAAAAUGUCGGGAAACGCCUCUAAAGCUGGAUGUACACUUAUUUUCCUUAACCAAAUCAGAUACAAGAUUGGUGUGUACUAUGGGAACCCAGAGGUGACUAGUGGAGGAAUUGCGUUGAAGUUCUUUGCGUCCGUCCGGCUAGAAAUUCGUUCUGCUGGGAAGAUCAAAUCUAGCAAAGGAGAUGAAGAUAUUGGUCUACGGGCUCGUGUAAGGGUACAGAAGAGCAAGGUUUCGAGACCGUAUAAGCAAGCAGAGUUUGAGAUUAUGUUUGGGGAAGGAGUCAGUAAACUGGGAUGUGUUCUUGAUUGCGCUGAAAUCAUGGAGGUUGUAGUCAAGAAAGGUUCUUGGUACAGCUACGAAGACCAAAGACUCGGUCAAGGAAGAGAGAAAGCACUGCAGCAUUUAAAGGAAAACCCUUCUCUUCAAGACGAAAUUGAGAAGAGAGUAAGAUUGUUGAUGUUAGAUGGAGAUGUCCAUAAAUCAACCCCUUUGCUUAGCAGCAGCUCCUCUUCUGUUUCACAUCAUGAAGAAGAAGAUGACAACUCGCUUGAUGAAUUUCAAUGACUAAUCCAUCUUAAAUGUUCCAAUCAGCAAACAUAAUGUUCUCCUCUAGUUUCAAGGAUCAUCAUUCAAAACUCCAUUUGUUUCAGUCUAUAAACAUGUUCUUAUAGAUUCAAAGUAUGUUCUUAGCUU